Molecule: messenger RNA, 3171 nt
Organism: Nanorana parkeri
Lineage: Eukaryota; Metazoa; Chordata; Amphibia; Anura; Dicroglossidae
Gene: HERC4
Product: HECT and RLD domain containing E3 ubiquitin protein ligase 4
Exons: 21
Coding region: 58-2763 (901 amino acids)
Biological process (GO): protein ubiquitination; ubiquitin-dependent protein catabolic process
Cellular component (GO): cytoplasm
Molecular function (GO): ubiquitin protein ligase activity
Source: RefSeq, a predicted model, not a curated record
AUAAAAAGUUUGUCUGAAGUCCAGAUUGUGCAGGUGACCUGUGGUUUCCAUCACUCAAUGGCUCUCUCAAGAGAAAGUCAAAUCUUUGCCUGGGGAGCAAACCGAUACGGCCAGCUUGGUCUGGGCUAUGAGCAGAAGAAUGUAAAUGCACCCAGACCCUUAAAAUCUUUAUCAGGGAUCCCAUUUCACCAGAUUGCUGCUGGAGGUGCCCACAGCUUUGCACUGACACUUUCAGGUGCCGUUUUUGGCUGGGGGCGGAACAAAUUUGGUCAGCUUGGCCUUAAUGAUGAAAAAGACAGAGAUUUUCCAUUUCUUCUCAAGUCACUGCGCUCUCAUAAGAUUGUAUAUAUCUGCUGUGGAGAAGACCACACUGCUGCACUUACUAAGGAGGGUGGCGUGUUCACCUUUGGAGCUGGAGGAUAUGGGCAACUAGGCCACAAUUCUACUACUCAUGAAAUUAACCCAAGGAAAGUGUUUGAGCUCAUGGGCAACAUUGUCACACAGAUUGCAUGUGGCAGACAACACACGUUAGCAUUUGUUCCUUCAUCCGGGCGCAUCUACUCUUUUGGAUUAGGAGGCAAUGGACAAUUAGGGACUGGGUCUACGUGCAAUAGAAAAAGUCCAUUCCCUGUAAAGGGAAACUUACUAUCCCAUAGUGAUUACUCCCAGCACUCUGAGGAUGUGAAAGGGUAUUACUGUGUGAAGAAGAUGUACUCUGGUGGAGACCAAAGUUUUGCACAUUAUUUUCAUAUAAAGAACUGCCUUCCUCCAGAUGACUUCAGAAUCUGUAACCAUUCCAGGUGCAUAUGGACCAUAAAUGAAGAGCUCAUCCAGAGGUGGCUGAAUUUCUCAUCUGGAAGGCUUCCACCAGACAUAGUAAAUGAAAUCGACAAAGUGUUUUCAUCUGCUGCCUGCCUGAAUGGAAGCUUUUUGUCUACCAGCAAUAAUGAUCAUUAUAGAACGGGUGCUAAAUUCUCAGGGAUAGAUAUGAAUUCUGCAAGGCUUCUCUUUCACAAGCUGCUGGAUUCAGCAAACCAACAAACCGUACAACAGGUGGCUGCCAGUUUAGAAAAAAAUCUUAUACCAAGCCUAACAAGUUCACCUCCUGACAUUGAAGCUUUGAGAUUGUACCUCACGUUGCCAGAGUGUCCUCUGAUGACAGAUCCCAACAAUUUUUUCUCUUUAGCAGUGCCAUUUGGGACAGCAAUUAUCAGCCUUAAGAAAUCGCCACUGAAAAUUCUAGAAAAUUGGUGGUCUGUACUCGAACCCUCCGAAUUCAUGCGGCUAGUACAGCUCUUUAAAGAUGUUGUGUUACAUCUCCUGAAACUAGCAAAAAAUGGAAUCCUAUUUGCUGAAAGAAUACUUUUCAACACUUUUCUGAAUACAGCCUUCAAAAUUCUUGAGAUUCUACAUAGGGUGAAUGAGAAGUCAGCACAGAUUAUCCCCUAUGAUAAGUUCUACAUUCAUGAAAUACAGGACUUUAUUAAUAUUCAGAAAGAAUAUGUGGAUUGGAUGCAGCAACGAAUGCAUGGUGCGGGGCCAGAUGGUUCUCUCACUAUUUGCACUUAUCCUUUUGUGUUCGAUGCACAAGCCAAGACGACAUUGCUACAGACUGAUGCAGCCAUACAAAUGCAGAUGGCCGUUGAGCAUGCCCACAGACAGAAUUUUUCCUCCAUGUUUCUUCCAGUGGUUGUUGAGUCAGUGGACCCGUGUCUUAUUUUAAUAGUACGCAGAGACAAUAUAGUGGGAGAUGCUAUGGAGGUGUUAAGAAAAACCAAGAACAUUGACUACAAGAAGCCAUUAAAGGUCAUCUUUGUGGGUGAAGAGGCUGUUGAUGCUGGUGGAGUCCGCAAGGAGUUUUUCCUGCUUAUUAUGAGGGAACUACUAGAUCCAAAGUAUGGAAUGUUUCAUUACUAUGACGAGUCGAGGCUCAUCUGGUUUUCUGACCAGACAUUUGAAGACAGCGAUUUGUUCCACCUCAUUGGUGUUGUUUGUGGUUUGGCUAUUUACAACUUUACAAUUGUUGAUCUUCAUUUUCCACUGGCCUUGUAUAAGAAACUGCUCAAAAAGAAACCCGCACUGGAAGAUCUUAAAGAGCUAAGGCCAGAUGUUGGGAGGAGCAUGCAGCUGCUGUUGAACUAUACAGAAGAUGACAUCGAAGAGACAUUUUGUCUUAACUUUACAAUCACAGUCGAUAAUUUUGGGACAACGGAGGUCAGAGAGCUCAUUCCAAAUGGUGCCGAAACAACUGUGAACAAGAAAAACAGGCAAGAAUUUGUUGAUGCCUACGUGGACUACGUCUUCAACCGCUCUGUGGCUUCCUUAUUCGAGGCAUUUUACUCAGGUUUCCAUAAAGUGUGUGGAGGCAGUGUUCUGGAGCUCUUUCAGCCUAAUGAACUGCAGGCCAUGGUCAUUGGCAACACAAACUACGACUGGAAGACGCUUGAGAAGAAUACGGAAUAUAAGGGCGAGUAUUGGGCAGAUCACCCGACCAUUAAAAUCUUCUGGGAAGUUUUCCAUGAAUUAUCCCUGGAAAAGAAAAAGCAGUUCUUAUUGUUUUUGACUGGAAGUGACCGUAUCCCAAUUCUUGGCAUGAAAAGUUUAAAACUUAUUAUUCAGCCAACAGGAGGAGGGGAAGAUUUCCUACCUGUCGCUCACACCUGCUUUAAUCUGUUGGACCUUCCCAAAUUCACCAGCAAAGAGACACUGAGUGCCAAGCUGAUUCAAGCCAUUGACCAUUAUGAAGGCUUCAGCCUUGUGUGAAGAACCCAUAUUAAGGCUUUUUCUCCACUGUUUAUUUGCAGUCUCUUAAUAACUGAGCCAGCCAAAAUGAUAUUUAAUAUUCUAUGUAUAUGGUUUUCUGAUGGCUGUUUUUGCUACUAACAAACCAGGAAACAUGUACAGGCUGUGUUAGUGAAAUACAGCAACUACUCAUUGUAUAUAACCAUUUGUGACACUUUGUUCCCUCCAUAAAUUAGGCUUCAGUUUUCUCACCAGUUAGUUAUUUCAAACUUUAAUUUUUUGAUUGUACAGUAUAGGACACAGGCAGAUUCAGAGAAGACUGGGUAAAAUGUAGAUAUCAGAUGAUUAGACAUUAGUGGCCAUCUUGGGAAGGGACACAUGUGCUCAGACACAUGCCAGAAGUUGGAAGGCCUGCUUUUGGAAUACACU